This is a messenger RNA of Melampsora larici-populina 98AG31, 1484 nucleotides long. RefSeq lists its product as uncharacterized. The transcript is spliced from 5 exons. Gene Ontology annotation, molecular function: DNA-binding transcription activator activity, RNA polymerase II-specific; RNA polymerase II cis-regulatory region sequence-specific DNA binding. The record is from RefSeq and is a predicted model, not a curated record. Bases 213 to 914 code for a protein of 233 amino acids. Gene Ontology annotation, cellular component: nucleus. NCBI's taxonomy places the organism in Eukaryota, Fungi, Basidiomycota, Pucciniomycetes, Pucciniales, Melampsoraceae. Gene Ontology annotation, biological process: regulation of transcription by RNA polymerase II.
CACAUACAAUCUCAAUACAACCCAUGAGGCACUAAUUCCGCCGCGUUAUGAUGGCGGCAGAACGGAACUGAAUUUGUAAUCAUCACACUUAGGGUUUAAAUAAUUAUCUCGGUGAUAAGAUUUGGAUAAAAAGACUUUUCUCAUAUCACGAUCACUCCACUCCAUCUUCUACUACUCCUAUCUUUUGCCCAUCUUCGAUUUUCUACUUUUGAAUGAUUUUAUCAAAUCAUAAUCAUUGUACCUCAUCAUCCAAAGCUAUCAUGACACCUAGCGAAGCUACCUCAAGUCCCCCACCACUCUCCAAACGAUCACGGUGUUAUAGUGACGAGGAGGAUGAGGACGAGCUUGAAGAGCACAAUCACGCCGACAGCAGGCGUACGAGUCGAUUUACCUUGCCAUCUGACGUCGACGGAAGUAGUUGUCGAACGUUGUUUGUACCACACUGGUCCGUUGAAGAUGGAGGCUGGGGUAGAUCAAAAGUGGCGGAAGAUGACAUAGCACUAUUAGAAGCGAUUGAAGAACAUGCAGCGACCUAUUCGGCACCGGCUCCGGCUCCUUACGUGUUUCCAGGUCUCACAUCUCCGCAUUCCAGCAAGUUCAGCAGCUUACCGCAACCAAGUCCAUCGUCCCUAGCUCUGGCAGAUCUCAAUAUGACAAUGCAAAGUAACAACAAUGCUUUGCCAUCAAAUCUGCACGGUAAAGCAUUCAAGUGUCCCAUUUGUCCCAAAAGCUUUACUCGAAACUAUGACUUAACUCGUCAUAGAUCUUCUCACCAAGACGAAAGACAGCAUGUUUGUCAAUGUUGUGGUAGAUCAUUCAAUCGACGAGAUGCGUUAUCACGUCAUAAUAUGUUACGAGGAUGUGCUAGGAAUGGUCGAAUAGGAGCAAGACAGCCUCGAAAGGCCGAGAAUUGAAAAACUCGACCAUUCACAUCGGCUUUCAUCCUUCAACACUCUGAAACAUUGCUUGUACAAGAUGGAAAAACGACAUUUUGAACAUGCAUCAUGAUAGAAGAAGUUUUUGAAGAAAUUUCUUGAUCAUUUCAUUGGACUUUUUCUUUAACUUUAUCUUGUUCAAAUUCUCAUUAUCGUUUCAACCAAGCUGGUCUACUUUAAUUUGAUUCUUAGUUUGCAUCAUCGUUUAUUUAUUUAAUUUUUUUCCCCUUUCAUAUUCCAAUAAUGUAUUUUUUCCAACCAAUUAAUUUCGGUUUCGUUUACAAUUUUUUAACUAUAGCUUAUUGUUUUUUUCUACUUACAUCUUAUUCAUUAUAACAAUCAAUAAUUGGAAAUGAUUUCUAUAUAACAACUUCGCUUUCUACUGCUUUAUAUAUUCAUUGAAAUCUUUUCUAGGGUUUUUAAUUUCAGAUUAGAAAACAUUUGUUUUCCUUCUAUGCAUGUGUCGUUUUUCCAAUCAUGAAGAUUCAGAUAUGACUUCAGAAAUUGAAAGAUUUGAAACGAGUCAGUUGCUUUCAACAUUCUUGUUUU